Messenger RNA from Macadamia integrifolia, 621 nucleotides. RefSeq lists its product as uncharacterized. The coding region runs from base 1 to 621 and encodes 206 amino acids. The transcript has 2 exons. Lineage: Eukaryota; Viridiplantae; Streptophyta; Magnoliopsida; Proteales; Proteaceae. The record is from RefSeq and is a predicted model, not a curated record.
AUGGUUAAGGCAAACUGGGAUUUGUGUGGAUUAGAUGCAAUGUCUCAGGAAGAGGAAGCACUUGAAACUUAUAAGCUUAUAACAGGAAACAAUGUCUCAUUUCCUCAAUUUCAGAUCCAUAAUAAGAAGAAUACUGAAGAUGAAUGGAUCGCAGCUUCCCCUCAUGGGGUGGUCUACCAGGUUGUUUGUGGUUUACCUUCCAGUGGGGUGCUGGAGAUUAAGUGCCCAUUUUUUGGUGGUGACAUGCAGAAGGCUUUCCCAUGGAAACGAAUCCCUCUUUACUGCAUUCCACAAGCUCAGGGAUUAAUGGAGAUAUUGGAUCGGGACUGGAUGGAUUUCUAUGUCUGGACUUCUAACGGAGGCAGUUUAUUCAGAUUAGAAAGAGAUGUAGGGUACUGGAUCCUUCUGAAGGAGGCUUUAUCUAAUUUUUGGUGGGAGCAUGUCCAACCUGCAAGGGAGCUCUGCAGUAAGUCUCAGAUCACAGAUCCUCUUAUUCAGUUGAGAUCACUCGUGCCGACACCAAGGCAUAGACUGUGUCCGGCCAUUGUUUAUGCUAGCAAAUACCUUGUGGAUGAUUCCAAGUUAUUAAUGCGAGAAAUUCAUGGAAAACUUAUAAAUUGA